AAAUUGACAUUAAGGAUGCAAUUAAACCAUCUCAACAAUUAGAAACUGAAAUUAAAGAAGCUUUGAAGAAAAACAAUCCAUAUGGUGAAUUAGAAAGAAUUUUUGCAAAAUACGGGAAUGUUUUUUGCACAAAAUUCUCUAUGGGUGGAAGAUUAACAAAACUAAACGGAUUUCCGCUCACUGAACAUGCAAUCAAGUAUGUGUCAAAUAACAUAUUUGAAGACUUCGAAAACCAUCAAGAAACUCUAAAUACAUGGAUUAACCUUCUUGAUCGAUUUAAAAUGGAUAAAAAUAUGUAUAUCAUAGAAGAAAGUUCAGCACACGCAUUAGCAAUUACAAAUGAUAAUAUUGAUGAUUGGGAAAAAUCGGUUUCAAAGAAUCUGGACUCUUGGCAAGUUGUUAAUCGUCAGCAGUUUAUACCUUUAUAUAAACUUUUCAAAGAUAGUAUUCAAAAAGAAAUCGAGUUCUUGCAUAGUAAUGAAGUUAGAAUUUUAAUGACAGGAAUUUCUAAACUUAAAAAUAAUAAAAUUAGAUACUAUUAUGAAAAUUUUAAUCAACCAUUAGAAAGCGACGAAUAUCAAGUAAUUGGAUCUAUAGUUUCUGAUGGCUCAGAAGAAGUAAAUUUAUCAGUGAGCUUUCAAAUGUUAACUGUUUCAGGAUUUUCAAUUGUUAUUGAAGAGCUUGAUAAUAAAAUUUGUUGGCAAUUAAUUGGAAAUCCAUUAUCUGUUAAAUACUUUAGCAAAAAUAAUAGAAAUAUCCGAGUUAUAAGUGGCAUUAAAAACACUAUGUUUACGCAAGAAGAAAUUGAUCAAAGGAUUGAUAUAGAAGAAAUUGAUCAAAGGAUUGAUAUAGAAAAAACAGGAGAAAACUUUACGUCAAAUUGUGUUAUCGCAACUUCUUUUAAAUUUUCUCCAAUAAAUUUUAGACCUAAACUUGAA
Messenger RNA from Racocetra fulgida, 938 nucleotides. NCBI's taxonomy places the organism in Eukaryota, Fungi, Glomeromycota, Glomeromycetes, Diversisporales, Gigasporaceae. The record is from the annotation of a GenBank genome assembly.